AUGCAAGCCGGUACCGCGUCGUUGUUUGUCAACACAUCGAUCGCACCACCCAAUAUUGCCAGUGCUGCCACUGUUGUCGGAGGUUUACCGUCAGCGCUCGGUGGUGUGCUCUCGGCUCGUGAUCUUACGCCUGCUGCUGCUGCUGCCGCAUCGAUUGGCGGUGAUCCGCGUGCUAAUUCGCAAGCCGGUCUACUCGAUCCGUUGCGACAAGCAUUCCUCAGCAAUCCCAGCUUUGCCGCAUCGUUGAACGCUGCCGCUGGUUUUGGUAAUGCCUUCUUGACCGGAGCGCCACCGAACGCUGCCGCGGCGGCAUUCCCGUUCUUGGCCGCACAAAUCCUUCAGCAACAGCAACAACAAGCGCAACAACCAAUGUCCUUACCGCAAAACGUAUCACUCGGCAGUGCGUCAGUGUCGUCAAUGACUGCUGGCUCAACACAACCGUCCAUAUCGAACAAUACUGGUACCACAGCGAACACUGCGGUUUCAUUCCCACCCGGUGUUGCACUCGGUCCACAACUUGCCGGUGCAGCCCUCUUGGGACGUCCGUUGCCACAUACGGCCUCACUCACCCAGUCAUCGUUGCCAAUUAAGACAAAACAGGGUCGUUGGUGUGCAAUGCACGUUAAAAUCGCUUAUGAAAUAUCGGCGAAAAAGGAACGACGCGGUACACCGACCGCAGCACCAAUCAGCUCGGCCACAGCCUCAUCGUCAACCCAAAAUGCUGCCGCAAACAGCUAUCGCAAUUCUGCUUCUGCGAUUGCGCCGCCAUUAUGUCCUCCCUCCACAUCGAAUGCAGCACACCUUGCUGGGCUAACAAGUGGCUUCUCGAACGCUUUUUCGGCCAUGGCUGCCGCAGGUGCGGGGCAACCAACGUACGGUUCACUUCAAUUCCAGCAAAUGACUGAUCCGAGUAAACUUGUCCGACAAACUAUCUGGGACAAUUGUAGGGCAACGCCGAAAGGUCCACAAGGUCGGCCUGCAUCAGCGAUGCAACGAGGCGGGGGUUCGACGGGCACAGCGCCUGGUGGUCUGCAUCUGCCGCUAAGUGCAACAGCCGGAAUGGGCGCCAAUACGGUGGUCUCAUUGGGCGGUGCGUCGAUGCCGCUUGGUGCCCUUCAAAGUGCCCUCCCAAAUAUGAUGGGUGGUUCACUGUCGCUACCGGGUGGACUGCCCGUCUCCGUCUCAGGAUCGCUGACGAACGGUACAAGCGAUGCUGCCGCACAAGCGGCAAUGUUCGCUGCACUCGCACAAAAUUCGCAACAAAACGCGGCACUCUCAUCGAGUCCUUUCCUGCUCUCGGCUGUCUCGCAGCAACAGCAACAACAUCCACUCUCGUCCACAUCAGUUGUUACCGCCAACGGAACACAAUCCCAGUCAUCACAAUCUGUUUUUCCAACGCAACGAUUAUUCGAUCCGGCCAUGACAGCCGCAGUCUUACAGCAAAUGCAAUCGGUAUACAAUAUGGAAGCGAUGCGUCAGUCGGCCGCAGCUGCUCAGAUGAAUGCCGCAGCAGUGGCGGCAGCGGCAAAUGCGAACUCGCAUGGUGGAUCGGCGAGUGGUGGGGCUGGCGGUGGUGCCACAAAUGCAACGACCUAUGAAUUGAUGCGUAUGCAACAGCAGAUGAUGGAGCAGCAGCAGAUGAUGGAACGAUAUGCGGCAGCGAUGAAUGCCGCCGCCGCUUCGAACGGCGCGGCCUCAGGAUGCGGUGCUGGCUCAGCGCAGUCGGCGAGUCACUCGUUGGAUCUGAUGAAACAACAGUUGUUCGCGUCGCAGUUCAGACAGCAGCAGCAGUCCGCAUCGUCGAACAGCAGCGCCUCGUCACAGCAGCAACAGCAACCCUCCAUCGAGCAGCUCAUCGAACUGCAACGUCAGCAACAACAACAACAGUUGCUCAGUGCUUCUCGAGCUGCCGCAGCCGCCGCCGGACUUCCGAGUGGUUACACUCUGUCGGCUGGUUCCGCAACGGCACCUGGAAUGCCGUCUGCCGCUGGUUUACCUCAAGGUCUCUCCGCAAGUGGUCUCUUCAACGCGUCACAUCUGAUGUCAAUGGGCGGUGCGGCCGCAGCAGCUGCUGCUAAUUUGCAACAAUCUUUAUACGGCAAAAAUCCCUACUCAAAUACUCUCGAACAAUUGGCUAGACAGAAACGAGACGGCGAUAUGAUGCAACCGGGAAGGUGA
This is a messenger RNA of Anisakis simplex (herring worm), 2178 nucleotides long. Lineage: Eukaryota; Metazoa; Nematoda; Chromadorea; Rhabditida; Anisakidae. The record is from the annotation of a GenBank genome assembly.